UACUAUAUAUAUAUUUCUAAAUGUUAAAAAUGAAAUAUAUUAAUUAUUUUAUACUUCACAUUAUUUUCUUUGUAUUAUUUAUAAAUAUUGUAAAAUCUCAAAAGACAAUUGUUUUAAGUGGUACUAUUUAUGACCAAAACCCAAAGUAUAAUCCUAAUUUCGAACCGAAUUAUGGUAAACUGACAAAAAAUUUGGUUAAAUCAGUAUUAAAUCCAGUUACUCGUGUACCAGAAUUAAAUUCUUUAAACCCCUUAGCAACAACAAAUCGUGAUGGUAGAAUGAUAAAACCUGAAUUAUUCCAAUAUUUCUUUUCACCAAAUAAUAAUGCUUCUUCACCAGGUUAUAACAUCCCAAUACCAAUUAACUUAACAUUAGAUUUUAAUUCUGAUAGUGGUACCUAUACCUAUAGUAAUCAAAAUUUCUUCCCAAUUGAUUAUCAAGGUUUUGAUGUCGAUCCAUCCAAAAGGUUAUAUAAAGAUGAACAACAUAAAUAUCACAACUACCAUUUCUGUUUAAAGAUUAACUCAAAUUUCUUAUUUAAAGGUGGCGAAAUGUUUAAAUUUGUUGGUGAUGAUGACUUUUUUGUUUUCAUUGACAAUAAGCUUGUCAUUGAUUUAGGUGGUUUACACUUAGCCGAGUCAGCAAGCGUUAAUUUAAAUUCAUUAGGUUUAACAAAAGGCAAUGUAUAUCCAAUCGAUUUCUUUUAUUGUGAAAGACAUACAACCAAAUCAACAAUUCGAUUUGAUACCAAUAUUUUAAUUACUUGUAAUUACUAUGACUAUUGUGGUAUUUGUAAUGGUGAUGGUACCAGCUGUUGUAAUGCCCAAACCACAUGUAACGAUAAUAAUCCAUGUACAACCGACAAAUGUCCUUCUCCAACUACAAAGAUAUUUAGCCCAAUACCAAACUACUGUAUUCAUACUCCUUUGGAGUUAUCCCUUCCAUCUGACAAUAUCUGUUUUACCAAACAAUGCAAUAGUACUACUGGUAAGAUCGAUAGUUUUCCAAUUACAUGUUUAGACUUAUCAAAUAACUGUUUAAAGAGUAAAGGUUGCAACUCGACUACUGGUUGCCAAUACGAGUCAACAUGUAAUAAUGCUUGUCAAGUUAAGAAUCAAUGUAACAAUGGAACAUGUGUAGUUAAAUCAUCAGAUUAUUGUGCUAAAGAAUUAGAUGGUGAUAGUGCUGAUAUUUGCUCUGUAUACUCAUGCGAUUCAAGUCAAGGUGGUUGUAUUAAACAAGAGAAAUGUCAACAAAGUUCCAAUAAAUGUUUAGUUCAUUCAUGUGAUUCUUCAAAUGGUAAUUGCUUAGUUGAAAAUGUUCCAAAACCAAAUUCAAAUGAUUCAUGCGAAGUUUCAAUAUGCGACCCAGUCACUGGUUUAUAUUCAUCAUCACCACUUCAAUGCCCAGAUAGAUCCAAUGAAUGUUUAACUUUGAUAGCAUCUUGUAAAGCAUUUACUGGGGAAUGUUUUGAAAUCGAAAUUCCAGGUGACCAAUGUGAUUGUGGCUGUGAAAUUAAAAACAAAUGUAUGAGAUCCCAUUGCACUAGAGAAGGUAAGUGCUCACCCUUAUUAAGAGAAGAAAUUGAUGAUGGUAAUACAUGCACUGAUGAUUAUUGCGAUCCAUGCACUGGUUUAAUUACUCAUGCCACCGCUUCAAAAUGUUUAAAUUGCAACUCUUGUUAA
Molecule: messenger RNA, 1685 nt
Organism: Dictyostelium purpureum
Lineage: Eukaryota; Evosea; Eumycetozoa; Dictyosteliales; Dictyosteliaceae
Exons: 4
Coding region: 21-1685 (554 amino acids)
Cellular component (GO): extracellular region
Source: RefSeq, a predicted model, not a curated record